CACAGAUCCCCAAGCCACCCUUCAUUUUCUAUAAAGCAGGGUUUUAGGCCUUCGGAGCACACACCGAAGAAGAGAGCCAUUCCACCUUCCUCCCUCCCUCACUCUCCGGAGGUCAGUGAUCGCCAUUAAUGGACCAGAGCUCUUCUCUCAAGUUCCUGGGGUCAUGGGCCGACUCCCACACCCACCGCGUCCGGCUCGCCCUCAAGCUCAAGGGCUUGGUGUUCGAGUACCAGGAGGAGGACUCGGUCAACCCCAGCCCCGCCCUCCUCCUCCACAACCCCAUCUACAAGAAGGUCCCCGCUCUCCUGCACGACGGCCGUCCCGUCGUCGAGUCCCUCGUCAUCCUCCAGUACAUCGACGAGACAUGGACCGACAACCCCAUCAUGCCCGCCGACCCAUUCGAGCGCGCCAUCGUCCGCUUCUGGUGCCACUUCGCCGACGACAAGCUUGGGCCGGCGGUGGGUUUGGUGUUUUCGUCGGCGGGAGAAGGCCAGAAGGCGGCCGUCGACCAAGUCCACGAGAACCUGAAGCUGCUCGAGCGCGAGCUAAGAGACGGAGCCUUCAAAGGCAGGAGGUUCUUCGGAGGCGACAACAUCGGCUUGCUCGACAUCGUCCUCGGGUGCGGCUCCUACUGGCUCGCCGUGUUCGAGGAAGUCAUGGAGGUGAAGCUCGUCGACCCCGACACCUUCCCCUUGUUCCAUGCAUGGCUGCGAGACUUCGAGGAGCAGAAGGAGGUGAAGGAGACGAUCCCGCCGAUCGACAAGCUACUCGAGCACGCGAGGGGCAUCCGGCAGAUGAUGCUGAGCCUCAGCACAGACACCACCACCGCCACCACCAUCGGAGCUCCUGCUACUGGCAGCACCACCAGCAACAACGACGCUGCCGUCGAAGAGAUUGGCCUGUUGCAGGAGUCUCUUGUGCUGUAGUAAUCGUUUCCUGUGUCGAGUCAUGUGAUCAGCUGCAAUCCGAUGCCAUGGUUGCAGAAUCUUGGGCUCGACAAGAUGGGACAUGUGGAAGAGCUUUGUUCCGACUACAAUGAGAAUUAAUGCUUAGUGGCUUCU
Messenger RNA from Musa acuminata AAA Group (dessert banana), 1061 nucleotides. Its product is annotated as glutathione transferase GST 23-like. The transcript has 2 exons. The record is from RefSeq and is a predicted model, not a curated record. Gene Ontology annotation, biological process: glutathione metabolic process. Gene Ontology annotation, cellular component: cytoplasm. Bases 129 to 926 code for a protein of 265 amino acids. Lineage: Eukaryota; Viridiplantae; Streptophyta; Magnoliopsida; Zingiberales; Musaceae. Gene Ontology annotation, molecular function: glutathione transferase activity.